GCUGAUAUGAGCGACAUGCUCCAUUAGUUAUGAGACUGAAAGUCAUCAGCUGGUCAAAACACUACAAAUCCGAUUGAAAGAAAGCAGAACAAGAUUUUGCUGGAUAACUUCUGCUUCUCCUUUUUCAAUAUGCAGCUGUACAAAGCGUGUUUAUGCGGCUGCAGUGACGUCACCGGGCACAUCAGCUGGACCAUCAGAUGUAAACACACUUAACUGUCUUCUUCAUCAUUGUCAUCCUCAUUACCAUUUGGCGAGUGACAGCUGUCAUCCGCAGCCACAGACUACUUCAAAUCAUUUCCGUUUCAGAGUCUCAUUAGCAGUGUGGAGUCGCACAGAACAAUGUGAGCAGAUCCACUUUUGUGUUUUUAUUUCGUGUCAAGAUGGCAGAUGAUUUGGCCUCUAGUACAGCCGGGGCACGGGGAGCCGGUUGGUCCUCUCAGGCCUGCCCCAAGCAGAAAUACCGCAGUAAUGCCCAUUCACAGGGACUUCUGGAGGGGCUCCUGAUGCUGCGACAAGAAGGAAUUUUGUUUGAUGUCGUGCUCAUAGUAGAAGAAAAACCCAUCCAAGCUCACCGUAUCCUCCUGGCAGCCUCAUGUGAUUAUUUCAGAAGAUUCAGCUGCAUAGUUAUUUUUCCUAAGUUUUUGAUUUUCAUGUUAAGGGGUAUGUUUGCUGGAGGUCUCCGGGAGAUGCAGGAAACCGAGAUCCCUGUUCAUGGAGUCACAUACACAGCAAUGACUAAACUGCUGGACUUUAUUUACACAUCUGAGCUGGAACUGGAUCUGGAUACAGUGCAGGAGGUGCUGUGUGCAGCCACUUUACUACAGGUCCAAGAUGUGAUUGGCUUCUGCUGUGACUUCCUGUUCUCCUGGCUGGAUGAUGACAACAUCCUGGAGGUGGAAAAACUAGCGGACAUCUACGGACUGAAUCAGCUCGGGGAGAAAAUUCGCUCGUAUCUGCUCAAGAACAUCCAGGCCUUCUCGCGUACACCUGUGUAUCGAAAGCUUCCUGCGGAUAAAGUGUUGAGCAUUCUGUCCAGCAAUGAACUGGAGGUGAACUCAGAGAAUGAGGUGUUUGAAGCCGCCCUACAUUACCAUUACACCCCUGAAGAGGUGGAGAAGGAUCAGGUAUUCCUGCAGGGUCCGUUGCAGAUGUUGGAAGCGGUGCGUUUCUGUCUGAUGGAGAAGCACGUACUUCAGCGUCUGCACAGUCGGUUAAAACAGUGCCCGCUGCGGGACUCUGUUGCCGCCGCUCUACGUUACCACAGCCAGGAACUAUUGCAACCGGUUAUGCAAACCCCACUAACUCAGCCACGAUGCAUCACCCAGUGCAUUGUGGGAUUUGGUGGCAUGUAUUCAUCACAUGCACUUGUAGACAAUGAAGAACGGUUCCAGGUGUUUCACCCCUCCUGGGGUGAGUGGCGUAGUCUGGCUGCAGACCGAGCUCCUCGCAUGUCCAACAUGGGCAUCGCUGUACUAAAUAACUUCGUCUACUUGGUCGGGGGAGACAAGAACAGCAGUGGCUUCCGUGCUGAGGCUCGAUGUUGGCGGUACGACCCUCGACACAACAGCUGGUGCUCGAUUGAAUCUUUACAGCAGCAGCAUGCAGAUCAUUGCGUCUGUGUGGUUGGUGAAUAUAUCUAUGCUAUAGGAGGACGUGACUACACCAAUGAAUUGGAGUGUGUGGAGCGCUACAACCCUCAGACCAACACCUGGGAAUAUGUUGCACCACUGAAACGAGAGGUAUACGCCCAUGCGGGAGCAGUGAUCGAUGGGAAGAUCUACAUCGCAUGUGGUCGACGAGGAAUGGCCUAUCUGAAGGAGACUUACUGUUAUGAUCCCUGUGGAAAUCACUGGAGCGUGUGUGCUGAAGGCCCAGUGGAGCGAGCCUGGCACGGGAUGGCGGCACUGAACGGCCGGGCUUAUGUCAUCGGAGGAAGCAACGAUGGUUGUGGUUACCGAAGAGACGUCCUCAAGGUGGCAUGUUAUAACCCAAUAGCAGAUGUCUGGUCAGUGGUGAGCCCGCUGCCCGCUGGACAUGGAGAGCCUGGCAUGGCUGUUCUUAAUGGAUGCAUCUACGUCCUGGGUGGAAGGUCGCACGAUAAGGGCAGUCGUAUGAAGUACGUUCACAUUUAUAAGGCAGAGGAAGACCAAUGGGAGACCGGAACGGGCCUUGAGGACCGCGUCUCUGGACUUUCAGCAUGUGUCGUACUCCUGCCACGGGCAUCCGUGGCUCAGGCACGGAGCUGGGAGCAAAGAACCAAGGCAUCAUGGGAGGAGGUCGAAUUUGACGACUCGGACAACUCCAGCGAAGACUGAAGCGUACGUGUGCAACGUUAUAGGGAUGUCUUUUGUUUGGCUUGGCUAUAGAUAUAAGGUAGGUCUGAUUUAUUCAACUUGUAUUUUACUGACUGGGUAAAUCUCGCAAAAAAUGUCCAGUAACAUGAAAAGAAACAACAGCAAAUUGGUUUUGCAUAAAUGUACUUAUUCUUUUCUAUGAUAGGUGCUGUUUCCUUUAUGCAAAAUAUAAUUGCUAAUAUUUGUCUGUUGACUGAGACAUUAUCUGACAGGUUUUAAUCUGACUAUUUUAAGUGCAUUGUGCCAACUCAAAAUGUUGAUUUUGUUUCUGAACUACACUGAUAAUAAAAUCUGUGCUACUAUGGGACAUAGAUGGUUACACUGUAUAUGCACUUUAAAAAAAGGAGAUAAUUUGAUUUUGCUUGUAAUGACUGUGCCUUUCUUUUACUGUUUAUCUGAUGCCUUUUUAUGAAUACAUUUUAAGGAUGUGCAAUACUGUAUGAUUUUAAAGGAAUGAGUGUUGGAAUUGGUCAUUGAAUGACUCUUGGGUUUCUCCAAAGAGAAAUGAGUUAAAAUGUUAUUUACAGCCCCUCUGACACUUGGCAUUUUUUAUGUUUAUUAAAUUCCUGUAAAUUAUUAUGCACUGAAGUGGGAUUAAAGCCACAAUAUGUAGGAUUUCACAGUAACACCAUCCAGAAAUGCUUCAAAUUCGCUAAUCAUGUUAAUGAAUUAAUGUUUUAUUAGCUGUACAUUUGAUCACAUUAUUUUAUGCUGUCAUAAUAAAUUCACUGCAAGGCACAACAGCUGCAAUCCCUCCUGCGAUACCGGGAUAUCGUGGAUAUUAAACAGGGUUUCCCGGGGUCCUUAAACUCCUUGAAAGUUUGUGAAUCUGGGGGGAAAUAUUCAAGGCCCUGGGAAGUUUUUGAAAAGAUACAUACAUAGAUACAGGUCAUUAAAAGUGCUUAAAUCUAUUUUAUGCAAGAAGUUUUCUAAAAAAAAAAAAAUCCAUAUUAUUUCCUGUGUAGUGCAGGAUAAUAAUUCUAGACUUUUUAAGCACACGUGCUAAACUGUUUGCUUUAAAUGCUUAUAUCUUCUGUAUGCGAAUGUUGAUUCAUACCAAAAUGCUUUUUUGCAUAGAUGUGUUUGAAAACGUCUCGGGUUACGUAUGUAACUGUUGUUCACUGAGAAGGGAACGAGACGCUGCGUCUCCCUUGCCAUACUUCCUGCAUCCCUAUAACGCCGUUUUUGGCAAUAUUUCAGAUAGUAAUAUACUUCCUGGCUCCCGCGUCACCCUGUCUUUGUCGUUAAGCCUCACCAUUGGUUGAAUUUGAUAUACACAUUCAGAUACACUUACCCCUGGAGGCGUCCCCAAAGUGUCACCGCAGUGACGCAGCGUGAGUUCCCUUGAAAGGGAACUGUAACAAUGUAUCUUAAAAGGUAACACAAUGUAACCUUGCUCUCACUUGAAAUGUGUCCCCACAUUUAGUCCUUGAAUUUGAGGGUAUUGGACCUGGAAAGUCCUUGAAAGGUCCUUGAAUUUGAAGUCCUUGAUUAAAUAUCUAAAAGGGCGACAAUUACAAGGGAGACAACAAGCCAUUAUUUGAAACAGAAAUUGGAAUUUACAAAUCCUUGGGAACUUUUGGGAUAGCUGCAUUAGAAAUAUCACACUGCGCAAGUGGUUUUUGUAUAUUUUAUUAAAAGAAUCUUACUUAUUGUGGCUUUAAAACAUUUCUUCUUUAUUUUUAAUCUUUGAAGGCAUCAGAUUUAUUUGACUGUGACUGUCAUAAUGGAGAUUAUGCAUAUUAAAUCCGCAAAUAUAUUUAUCUAACAAUUUACAAAAAAAUGCUUAUACAAUCUCUGAUAUAUCUAACAUAAUAAAUAGCCAUUGACUGUGCUUUAAAGGGAAACUCCACUUUUUUUGAAAAUAUGCUCAUUUUCAAGCUCCCCUAGAGUGAAUAUUUGAUUUUUACUGUUUUGGAAUCCAUCAGCUGAUCUCUGGGUCUGGCGGUACCACUUUUAGCAUAGUUUAGCAUAAUCCAUUGAAUCUGAUUAGACCAUUAGCACCGCGCUAAAAAAUAACCAAAGAGUUUUGAUAUUUUUCUUAUUUAAAACUUGACUCUUCUGUAGUAACAUCGUGUACUAAGACUGACGGAAAAUUCAAAGUUGCGCGGCAGAUAUGGCUAGGAACUAUACUCUUAUUCUGGCGUAAUAAUCAAGGACUUUGCAGCAGCAGCCGAAAAUAUUCCCUUCGGUUACUUUCAAUAGCAGAGGACUAUUUUCGGGCACUGCGUAAUAUCAUUGCGCCUGCUGCAGCCAUGUUACAGCAGCAAAGUCCUUGAUUAUUACACCAGAAUGAGAGUAUAGUUCCUAGCCAUAUCUGAAUAUCAUAGCUAAAUGGUCUAAUCAGAUUCAAUGGAUUGUGCUAAGCUACGCUAAAAGUGCUACCGCCAGACCCAGCCCAGCAAACAUUUGGACGUCCGAUUACCGUUAAAAAUACGUCCCUCCGUCACGUCCCGUCAUGGUUGAAAAAUAGUUCCAAAAUGAAAAUCCAACCGACGUCUUUGACGUCAUCUGACCGUGAAUCGCACGUCUUUUCUGCACGGUCCGUGCACGUCUAAAAAUUUCCUCUCUUGGACGUUAAUACAUAAAACCCGUACAUAAAAUGUUAAAUACACGCAACCUCAGACAAAUAUAGACAUAUACAAAUGUAUACAAGCAUAUAUAAAUGCAUUUUAGGACAUGUUGUGCAUUUGUGCCAUCCAGCCGCAACUAAUUUUGGACGUGGAGACGACGUUGAUUUCGGAACAAUAGUACAACAUUUGUGCCGUCCUGCGGUGACCCCUUUUGGCCAGGGAGACGACGUUGCCGUCCGACCUAUGUUUGCUGGGAGAGAUCGGCUGAAUGGAUUCCAAAACGGUAAAAAUCAUGGUACACAACUUAUUUUGAAGAUAACUAUAAAUGCACUCUUAAAAAUGCUGUUUUUUGGGGGGUCAAAUAUGGAAAAACCCAACUGUUGGGUUCGAAAUGAAACUAUUCUGGGUUGUUGUUAUGGGUUAGGUUAAACAACCCAACAUUUUUUUAGAAUGUGGGGAUUUUCAGAUCAUUAUUCCUUUAUAACAUUCAAAACAUUUGUUUUAACUGCUUCGUUACCUGUUUGCAAUGUUAAACUUUAAUGAUCAUAUUAACAAUAAAGACAAAUCUACUGUA
Messenger RNA from Misgurnus anguillicaudatus (oriental weatherfish), 5501 nucleotides. The record is from RefSeq and is a predicted model, not a curated record. Lineage: Eukaryota; Metazoa; Chordata; Actinopteri; Cypriniformes; Cobitidae.